AUGAAAAUGAUCGGUGUUUCGGCUCCGCUCUUAUUUUUGCUUCCAGUAUGGUUGAAGGCAUUUUCAACUAUUUGGGAAUAUCCGACAGAGCAAUGUCACAAGAAAAAUGGAACAACCUACAUAGAUUUUAAGAAAUACAACAUUACAACGAAUUCAAAUUUUAAAUUCAAUGGAGACCAAAUUGUGAUAUUCUACGAAGAUACGUUUGGACUCUAUCCAUACUACGAAAAUUACAGCAUGGACCACCCUGUCAAUGGAGGCCUACCACAGAAAUGCGAUUUGAAAGCUCAUCUGAAAAAGGCAAAAGAGGAUAUUAAAACGAACAUUCCUGAUGAGAACUUCAGUGGCUUGGCUAUAAUUGACUUUGAAAGAUGGCGACCCCUUUUUUCCGAAAAUGACUAUAUGAAGAAACGAGUAUUCCAAAAUGAAUCGAUCCGUAUGCAUAGCGGAACUCUCAACGGAACGAAUAUAAGCGAUGAUGAUUAUCGUGAUUAUUAUAGCAAGGCAGAAGUCGAGUUUAACCAUCAUGCCAAAAUGGCCUUCAUAUUUCAAGCAAGUCAAGCAUUAUUUCCGUCCGUGUAUUUGGGCAGCAGCACCAAAACACAGAAACCACUUCAGCGUUUUCGCUACGUACAGGCCGUGCUACGCGAAACAAGAAGGAUUUCAAAAAGACAUAAACAACUUCCUAUCUAUGCUUAUACCAAGUUCGAGUAUGAUCAAAUAGGCGUAACAUCAGACUUUUACGACGUGCAUGAUUUGUGUGCUGGCAUUGCACAGCCGAUAUUUCUCGGAGUUGACGGAUUGAUUCUGUGGAGCAGUAGUAGUCACAUGGCGGCUCGAUGCAUAGGAAUCAAAGAGGAAGUAAAUAAAAGAGUUGGGCCCCUGAUAAGUAAACUUACGGAAGCACGCAUUAAGUGCUCAGAAGAAUUGUGCAAUAGCACGGGAAGAUGCAUUCGAAGAGGAUUCAAAAACCAAUGGUGCCCCAUGCCCAAACUCAAAGUCUGGGAAUAUGAGUAUAAUAAAGAUGAAUAUGCAUGCGAGUGCAUAAGAGAAUACAAAUUUCCAAAUUGUAUAAAAGUAGAAAAUGGACCUGCACCCAAGAAAUAA
Messenger RNA from Cylicocyclus nassatus, 1107 nucleotides. Lineage: Eukaryota; Metazoa; Nematoda; Chromadorea; Rhabditida; Strongylidae. The record is from the annotation of a GenBank genome assembly.